Saccostrea cuccullata (small rock oyster) is the source of this 2350-nucleotide messenger RNA. RefSeq names its product E3 ubiquitin-protein ligase TRIM71-like. Gene Ontology annotation, biological process: proteasome-mediated ubiquitin-dependent protein catabolic process; negative regulation of translation; protein polyubiquitination. Gene Ontology annotation, molecular function: zinc ion binding; translation repressor activity; ubiquitin protein ligase activity. The record is from RefSeq and is a predicted model, not a curated record. Lineage: Eukaryota; Metazoa; Mollusca; Bivalvia; Ostreida; Ostreidae. Bases 29 to 1702 code for a protein of 557 amino acids. The transcript has a single exon.
UUCUGAUCAUUUGACCAAAACAUAAGUAAUGGACCCCCGUUACAGUGCCCAAGACGUCCUCCUCUGUGACCUGUGUCAAACAGCUGCCUUACAGAAUCAUUGUGAACUUUGUCAUGUAAAUCUUUGUAUAGUUUGUGUUGGAAAACAUCUCUCUGAUUCAUCUAAAACACACAAAGUUGUACCAUACAAACACAGAACCUCUGUUUCUAAAUACCCAAAAUGUCUAAACCAUAUGCAGAAACAUUGUGAACUUUACUGUGAUAAAUGUGCAAUUCCUGUCUGUUCUACCUGCAUCUCUUCUGGGAAACAUAAAGGACACGAUUUAUUUGAUGCACUGCAGAAACAAACUUCAAAAACAAAUGAUUUACAGAAUGACUUACAUGAACUUAAGAAAAAAAUCCAUCCUACAUAUGAAGAAAUUACAACAAAUUUAAAGUUUGAAAAAGUCAACUUGGAAAAACAUUAUGAGAACUUGACAACAGCUGUCACCAAACAAGGAGAAGACUGGCAUAGAGAAAUUAAAAUUAUUGUAAACAGACAAACAUCUGAAAUUCAUGAGAUGAAAACUAAACACCUGGCAGUUCUGAAUAAACAGGAAAAUGAAAUGAAACAGAUAUCUUCUGAUGUAAAACAGUGUAUAGUUGAUUUAAAGAAAAUACUGGACUCCAAAGACGUCUCCCUAACUUCUGCAUACAAAUCCAGGAAUGCUGAAUUCAGAAAUUUACCUCCUAAAAUCAGUGUUUCAUUACCAAAAUUCCUACCUCAUCAAAUCAACACAGAACAGCUCCAUCAAAUGUUUGGUUCUCUGGCAGCAUUAUCCAUUACAACAGAAGAACACGGCUACAAAAUGAAGACACCAGAAGCUGUAUCUUCUCCUCCAGUAAAAUCACUGCUUGAUGAACCAGAGCUCAUCACCACCAUAGACACUGGGUAUGACAAACUAUACAGUGUUUCCUGUCUUAGUGAUGAAGAAAUCUGGACAUCUGGUAAAGCCGACAUCAUAAAACUUUACGACCUGAAAGGUAGACUACUGAAAUCAAUCCAAACCAAGUCUGGGAAUGAACUUAGUGACAUAGCAGUGACAAGGAUUGGAGAUCUAGUUUAUACUGACUCUGAAACAAGAACUGUACACAUAGUGAAGAGUAAACAGAUACAGGAAGUGAUCCGACUACAGGGGUGGAUACCCUGUAAUGUCUGUAGUACCUCCUCUGGUGACCUCCUGGUUACUAUGGUCAUUGAUAAUAGAAAACAAUCAAAAGUUGUCCGUUACUCUGGCUCCACAGAGAAACAAACCAUUCAGUUUGAUAGUGAAGGUAAACCUCUGUAUUCAUCUGGCUACUUUAGCAAAAUUAAAUACAUCAGUGAGAACAGGAACCUAGAUAUCUGUGUGGCUGACCGUGAAGCCAAGACAGUAGUUGUGGUUAAUCAGGCAGGAGAACUCCGAUUUAGAUACACGGGUCAUGCCUCUACUACGAAGGGAUCAUUCUAUCCAUAUGGCAUCACAACAGACAGUCAGAGUCUGAUCUUGACAUCAGAUAUUGACAAUGACUGUAUCUACAUCCUAGAUCAAGAUGGACAGUUUCUCCGUUACAUUGAUAACUGUUGUCUACGUUUUCCAUGUGGUUUAUGUGUAGACAGCAGAGACAACCUUUUUGUGGCCGAGUGUCCCAUUGGUCAAGUGAAGAAAAUAAAAUAUAUGUAAACAAUUUGUACACACACACUGUUCGUAAUUUAAAAAAAUAUUUCUUUGGCGGAAUGAAGAAAAAAACUUGAAGAAAUUAAAUCCUUUUAAAAUGCAUUAUACUACAAAAAAAUCUUGUUAUACAGGAGCUAAAAUUUUAACGGUGUCAUUAAUGUCUCAAAGAACAUUUAACAGGAAUCAAAUACAUGAUAAUAUGAUGUUUUUCUAAUGAUGAAAAAUACUCUUUCCAUAUUUCAAAUAACUAAUUCUCUUAUAUAUAUGUAUUCUAACAAAAAUAUGUUUUAUAUGAUUAAACAAGAAUUAAUUCAUAAAAUUCCCUGUCACUGUUGUAACUGUUCAUGUUGUUGGUGAGAUUCUCAAAGGAUAUUCUUCUGCCAAACUAAUAACAAAACAUAAUAGGGAAGAGUGUUUCAUCAAUUUAUUGAUAAAUUUUACAUUGCCUUCGAGUUGUUGUAGUGUGCUAUGUUCUAUUUAUAAUACUAGUACUAUACAUGAGUGGUGAUGUAAGGUGUCGUGUUCUUUUUUUUACUCUAUAUCUGAGUGGUGAUGUGAUGAAUUUAAAAUGUAUACCAUUAUAGUAGACCUGCACAUAAAAAGUGAUGCAUGUAUACGGUAUACAGUUGUAAGAAUAAAAUGAAAUAGAAUGUU